This is a messenger RNA of Diversispora eburnea, 249 nucleotides long. The record is from the annotation of a GenBank genome assembly. Lineage: Eukaryota; Fungi; Glomeromycota; Glomeromycetes; Diversisporales; Diversisporaceae.
AUGGAACUUGAGAAUAAUCUAGUUAGCAUUUAUACUUCGCAUAGGAAAUACAAUCAAGAAAUUCUAAAAAUUAAAAAUUAUAUUUUAUAUGAUGAUAUUUAUAUCAAUCAUGGUACAGUUGGAGGAAUAGAAAACAAUAAGUUAUGGAAUAUAAUUAUACAGCGAGUUUAUGAUUGGCAGUUACGUAAAAUCGUAGAUUGGUAUGACCGAAAAUAUCGACGAACUAAAUUUAUUUAUAAAGAACUUUAG